AUGGCCGACACCACGACGAAGCAGAACCCGGCGUCUUACGUCGGGGUGAGCAAGGUCGUCGAGACGGACUAUCCGCUCAUCGACAAUGAUCCCCAUUUCAAGCGUGUCGUGGGAUAUGCGCGGACAUCAGACUACGUUGCCGGCGCCACUGCGGCGGCCUUUGGCCCGGCGGCGCUCUUGACCCUCGAGAGGUUUGCGCCGUCUCACGUGGGCAAGGGCGGGUUCGCCAAGGCCAUGCGCCUGGCCGGCUUCAUCGGCCUGGCGGGCGGUUUUCUCUAUUUUUACCAACGAUCGUGCCUGCGGCUCUACGGCGCGACGGAAAACGCUCGCGAAGUGGAAAUGGACAUGCGCGAGAUGGUGGACAAGGUCAAGGCCGGGCAGCCGCUGUACGGCGAGAGCAAGCUGAGUCCGUACCUGCAGGGAGUGGCAGCGCGGCAGAGCAGGUACUCGGCACUCUUCUUCAGCGCGAUCCCGUGGUUCAACUUUGUCAACCACAACCAGCACGGCGUCGACACGGCAAAGUACUACCAGCAAGCAGAGCGGGAGCUCGAGGCGGAGCGGACGAGCAAGGGGCAGUGA
Messenger RNA from Hirsutella rhossiliensis, 579 nucleotides. Its product is annotated as NADH-ubiquinone oxidoreductase complex i, 21 kDa subunit domain-containing protein. The transcript is spliced from 4 exons. The record is from RefSeq and is a predicted model, not a curated record. Bases 1 to 579 code for a protein of 192 amino acids. Lineage: Eukaryota; Fungi; Ascomycota; Sordariomycetes; Hypocreales; Ophiocordycipitaceae.